GCAGGCAACUUGACAACAUCGGCAGGUAGCGUGGAGAUCGACUGCUAAUGUCUGGGGAGCGGUCCGUCCGGUGCUAUCUUCCCCUGCCGGCGUGGGUUAAACUACAACGAGGGAAAAACGCGUGACUAAUAAUAAUAAUAAUAAUAAUAAUAAGCCAUGAGCCACAAACACUCAACAUAAUGCGAACAGCCGUAUGACUUCUUAUUCAGCGGAGGUCAGUGUUGACGGUUGCCAUGGGAACAGACGAGGGCCUUAGAGCCGCGGAGUGUUUUCAUCCGAGCGAUGAGGAAAUCGAGAAGUGGAUGGACGACGCGUUUGACACGGCCAAAGAUGCUCUGGAGAACGGAGAGGUGCCGGUUGGAUGUCUGAUGGUCUACAGCAAUCAAGUCAUUGGAAAAGGACGGAACGAAGUCAACGAGACCAAAAAUGCCACUCGCCACGCUGAGAUGGUGGCCCUGGACCAGCUCCUGGCCUGGUGUCGUCACAGCAACCUGGAUGUGAGCAGCGUGUGCGAGCGAACGGCGCUGUACGUCACAGUGGAGCCGUGCAUCAUGUGUGCCGCAGCCCUGCGCCUCCUCAAUAUCCCGGUGGUUGUGUACGGUUGCAGGAACGAGCGGUUUGGAGGCUGCGGUUCAGUCCUGGAUGUUUCCUCUGCAAGCUUACCUCAGACUGGGAGCACGUUCAAGUGUGUUUCAGGGCACAGAGCAGAAGAAGCUGUAGAGAUGCUGAAGACUUUCUACAAACAGGAGAAUCCAAACGCCCCCAAACCCAAAACAAGGAAGGACUGAGCUUUCCCGAACAAACCAGCUGUUUAUUGAAUUUUUAUAUUGCUUGUAUUUACGUUUUUAUUGUGAUUCGUUUAUUGAAUAAAUGACAUUGUAAAUAA
This is a messenger RNA of Dicentrarchus labrax (European seabass), 886 nucleotides long. RefSeq names its product adenosine deaminase tRNA specific 2 (gene adat2). The coding region runs from base 234 to 788 and encodes 184 amino acids. Gene Ontology annotation, molecular function: tRNA-specific adenosine-34 deaminase activity; zinc ion binding. NCBI's taxonomy places the organism in Eukaryota, Metazoa, Chordata, Actinopteri, Moronidae. Gene Ontology annotation, cellular component: cytoplasm; nucleus. The transcript is spliced from 6 exons. The record is from RefSeq and is a predicted model, not a curated record. Gene Ontology annotation, biological process: tRNA wobble adenosine to inosine editing.